Molecule: messenger RNA, 3600 nt
Organism: Mastomys coucha (southern multimammate mouse)
Lineage: Eukaryota; Metazoa; Chordata; Mammalia; Rodentia; Muridae
Gene: Znf444
Product: zinc finger protein 444
Exons: 5
Coding region: 2159-3160 (333 amino acids)
Biological process (GO): regulation of transcription by RNA polymerase II
Molecular function (GO): RNA polymerase II cis-regulatory region sequence-specific DNA binding; DNA-binding transcription factor activity, RNA polymerase II-specific
Source: RefSeq, a predicted model, not a curated record
GUCUCAAAACACCCCCCCAUUAAAAUAUAAUUGUAAUUAUAAUAUAAACAUAUAUAAUGUAUAAUUACAUAUAAGUAUAAUUUAAUUUUACUACAAACAUCCCCCCACUCCAAUCAGUUGUAUAUUCAUUCCCCCACUAUGCCUCCCAAAUUGGUGAGCUUUUUAUCUUUGAAAAAAGAAAAUAUACACACAUAAUGCAUAAAUACAACAUGCUCAGUCUGUUUAGUGUUCCUUGGUUGUAUAUGAGCUCAGGGCUGGCUAUUUGGUAUUGAAAAGCCAGUUAAGGGACUCAUCUCUGAGAGAGGCUAAUAUUCUCUCUUCCCCCUCUCUCCCUCUCUGCAGUCAUUACUUGCCUAUAGUUGCUUUGCCUAGGGGUGGGAUUCCUUCUCAGUGUAUCUAUUGAUUUUUGUCACCGUUCAGGCAUUGUUUAGGCAGCUGUGUUAUUGCGGUAUCAGGGGUAUCAGUUCCCUGUUAUUUCUAGAAGAUGUAACCUCACACCAGACUUCCUGAUUCUCUGACUCUUGCAGUCUUUCUGGUGCUUCUUCUGCAAUGUUCCCUGAGCCUUGGGUGCAAGAGUUGUGUUGUAAAUGUAUCUGGGGGUUGAACUUCUCACAGUCCAUUGAUCUAUUAUGAUAGUUGUGCUUUUCUGUCUUUGCUGGUCCAGCAAACUGGAGGUGGAAGUUCUCCUCUAAGAUCCAUGACCUCAAUAGCCCCCCAGUAGUUCUGCUAGAUUUCUAGUACCAGAGGUAGGAUGUAGCCUUUUAAUAGACAGGUAGCCCAUAUAGCUGCAGUGUAAAGACUCCAGGAGAGAUUGGAGGAGAUAGAAGCUAAGCCAGUGCCAAACUGUAGAGGGUUCAUGCAUAACAUGGAGUGGACAAAGCAGUAAGCUAACUUUUAGCAUUCCGAUCCCAAAUUAUGGUGAAGAUAAAGGUGACUGAGGUCAUGUGGGGCGGAGUGUCUUCCUUUGUGUUAGUUAGCAAGCUCAGAGUGCCAUAUCUGUAGGGGGUUCUUUGACUUAACAAGAAACCAAGGGCUUUGAACCUUAGACAUAGUGUUACCAUGGAAACCUUACUCCUGCCUCAGUGUUCUUGACAGGACCUCAUGAGUCUUGAGGCUCUCUGAGGAGUGGGGUUCCAGGCCAAUAUUUCUCAUCCUUAGUGCAGCUGACUCAUGAUGCCUGGUGACUAUGUGUGGAGAAUGUCCCAGAGUAUUCAGUUGUGUCUCUGCCCUGUACCCUUCAGCCACAAGUAGCAUCGUUCACUCUACCUCUUGUCUGAAAAUCAGAAUGUCUCCAGGACUUUUCAGAUAUCGCCUUCCUGGUUUUAGUUCCUGUCUCCAGGAACUGGGGAAGAGGAAGAGCAGCUGGCUUUUCUGUGACUUGGAGGUUCUACGAGGGAAACACAUGCAGAUAGGUACUGGAGCCCUUGGCAGUUGGCCACUUUGCCAGCUCUCAAACAUAAUUUGGUAGCUGCUACUGCAGAGCUUGUGUCCCCCCCCACCACCACUCCCCCAUCCCUGAAUUCACUGACUGUAACCCUAGCCCCACAGUGUCUGUAGGAGGAAGUUAGGGGGUCAUGGAGAAGGACCCUCACUCUUAGGAUUAGUGUCCUCUUAAAAAGAAGAGCUGCCAUGGUAAUAUAUACCUGUGAUUGUAGCAUUUGAGAAAUGGAAGCAGGAAGGUCAGAAGUUCAAGGUUAUUCCAGGCUGCUUAAAGAGUGAGAGGCCAGCCUGGGCCAUUUGAGACACAAAAAGAAAUGAGAGCCAGAUGCUGAGUGGAAUCCUGUAGUAAUUGUAAGUGUUCCUGGUGGGGUGGAAGGGUGUUCUGGGACUUGAAAGCUCAGGAACCGCACAGCUCUAGACAAGGCAUCUCAACCGAAGGGCAUCCUGGAUCUGGAAAGCCCAGGGAGCACACAACUUUGAGGGGAGAAGGUAUCCCAGUGGGAGGGCAUCCUGAGACAAGGGAGCCCAAGAACCACACAGUUCUGAGAGGAAGCCUCCUCAGCAGAGACAUUGCAGCUCCCACAGGAGGCAUCCCCAGGUCUCUGGGAUCUAGUCUCAGCUUCUUGGUCAUCUGAGCAAUGUCAAGAUUUCAUCUCAUGGGAUAGACCUUAAAUUCCAGUCAGAUUGUGGUGCUGGUAACUCAAACCUAGGUGGCCCCAUGGAGGCCCCGACACCCCAGCCAGUGAAGCAGGAGAACCUGGCUGCUGAGGCCCUGACGCUUGACUCCCCGUGGCACCGCUUCCGCCACUUCCACCUGGGCGAUGCAGCAGGGCCGCGGGAGGCCCUGGGGCUGCUCCGUGCCCUGUGCCGGGACUGGCUCCAGCCGGAAGUGCACACGAAGGAGCAGAUGCUGGAGCUGCUGGUGUUGGAGCAGUUCCUGAGUGCCCUCCCUGCAGACACCCAGGCGUGGGUGUGCAGCCGCCGGCCCCAGAGCGGAGAGGAGGCUGUGGCGCUGCUGGAGGAGCUCUGGGGCCCAGCAACCUCCCCAGAUCGGUCGUCAGCAAUGAGGGCACCUCAGGAUAUGACAGAAGGCCCGGGGGUCAGUGUUGGAAAGGAAGAAAGUCGGGUAAUUCCCUUAGGAACUGGGGCCUCCUCCGGGACAGAGGUACCCGCAACGGGGAACACCGGGGCCAUGCGCCCGUACAAGCAGGAGCCGGGCAGUCCCCCGCCAGCUCCGCUGCCACCCGUCCUCCCUGCCUUCCUAGCGGCCCCAGGCACCGUGUCGUGCCCGGAGUGCGGCAAGUCUCCCUUGAAGCCGGCGCAUCUGUUGCGCCACCGGCAAAGCCACUCCGGUGAGAAGCCGCACGCGUGCCCCGAGUGCGGCAAGGCAUUCCGGCGCAAGGAGCACCUGCGGCGCCAUCGCGGCACGCACCCUGGCAGCCCGGGGCCUGCAUUGCGCCCCCUGCCGGCGCGCGAGAAGCCGCACGCGUGCUGCGAGUGCGGCAAGACCUUCUACUGGCGCGAACACCUGGUGCGCCACCGCAAGACACACUCUGGAGCACGGCCUUUCGCCUGCUGGGAGUGUGGCAAGGGCUUCGGGAGGCGUGAGCAUGUGCUCCGUCACCAGCGUAUCCAUGGCCGUGCAGCUGCGGUAGCGCAAGGGACUUCAGCACCGGGUCCAGAGGGUGGCGGUGCCUUUCCUCCCUGGGCUCUGGGGUAGCUGUGGUUUUAAACACCUGCUGUAAAGCGUCAUCCCCUUAGAGUUCUCCCAACCCCAUUGCCUCUUCCCUUUCGAGCCCCAUAUCCACUCUUUCCCUUCUGGAGUUAUCAGCUUUCACCCACCCCUGCGAAAUACCCUUCUCUCCCUCCCUCAUUCCAUCCCCUGUUCAUGAAGGAGAGACUUGCCCCAGGACACCCUUCACGUGGGAAAAGGGGCUCAGGGAAGGAGCAGAACCCCACUCCUCCCAAGGAAGGUGAUCUUGAUCUUGAACCACAGGACAGAGUUGGGGCCAAUGGAGAGAGGAGGCCCAGACCCGGAUCUGGUUCUCUCCACAGCCCAAAAGAAUGAGGUGGGGAGAGGUACCCGAGAAAGCUUGUCGCAGAUGGCAGGUCACCAGCAUCUGAGAGAGUAAUAAAGUGACUGACUCAGUGUGUACAAGA